GACUUCCUCUAGAGGACAUCAAUUGUAAAACACAUCCCAGAAUUCCCCUGGACCAGUUCUGUACCCUAUGUGGUGUUCCCUUGUGUGUGGAGUGUGCCAGCUCUAAGGAUCACAGCAGACAUCAGCUUAGAAAUAUAAAGACAUUGUUUAACAACAUUCACGAGAUAGAAGCUCACCGGAGCCGAAGGCUCAAAUGGAGAUACACUUUUGAUGUGCCUUCUUCUUCCAAUUCUUACAAAAUAAACAUGAAAGAUGGAAACUGGAUGACCAAAUGUAAUGCUGUUGCCAAAAGCUUUCAUUCAAAGGAAAUCACAAAGCCAUUUGCUCCUACAGAUCUAGAAGAAUACAAACCAUUUCUGAAACACAAUGAAUCAGAGAUCGGCUUUUCAAUUGAGGUCUUCAGACAUUUAAGUUUCCUGAACUUUUCAAAUCGUUUUGGGCUGAACUUUACUGAUAUUUUCUUUACUUGGGCAGAAAAAGAAAACAUAGCUAAAUACUGUAGAUCGUGGAAUUAUCGAAGAGGAGAGGAUGAAGUUUGCUGUUGGUUACUGCCAGAAAAAAAUGAGGAGUUUUUAGAAAGACUUGGAGAAGAUAUUUUCACGCACCCAACAAUGGAGGACCGGUCAUUCCAUGAAGCAGUAUUUAAGAAAUUUGGAAUACCGAUGCAGAUUAUCUUAAGGGGAGACAAAUCAGUGACAAACUUCAUUGAGAAUUUAAAGAAAGGGAAGACAACCAUGUACCAUGCCUCUGGGAUGAUAGUAGGGUGUGCUGGUAGUGGUAAAACAACAUUGUUAGAGAGACUGAAGGGCAUUGACUUGGAGAAAAUAAAGAAAAAUAUCAGUUCAACCCGGGGAGUCGAUAUCCACACAGAUGUCUUUGAUGUAACAGAUAACAUCCAAGAGGAGACAGAUAUUUGUAUGCCCACUCUCGAAGAAGGGAGGGGGUACUACUUUGCUGCUGCUGGUUGGUCUAGUGUUCCUGAUUACCAUUCGGAAAAUGUAGCUGAUGAUGAGGAAACGCAGGAAACGAUGGAAACACCUGAUGAUGAGAGUCAUGUCAUUCAUGCAUCAAACAGUGGACAGAUAUCACGAGAUGAUACCGACAUUAAAACUACCUCAUUCUCUCCACAACAAGGUGCCAUAUCAACUUCAAAUUUAGCAGAAGCUACGAAGGAAAACAAAGAUAUUGUUGGCCCAAAUAAUCCAGGAAUUUCAGGAAAUUUGCAGAUUGAUUCAAAAAACAUUUCAGAAUACCCAGAUAAGAAAAUUACAAUGACUGACUUUGCAGGACAAUGUUCAUAUUAUGCCUCACACCAGGUUUUUCUGAGUCCACGAGCAUUCUUCAUUCUGGUGCUGAAUAUGGAGAAAAAUUUCGAUGAUAAGGUUGGAGAAGAAGUGUGUUGUCAGGGAGGCUCCAUUUAUGAAAAGUGGACACACAGAGAUUAUCUUGAGUUCUGGAUGAAGUCCAUUCACCAAUACAGCAAUGAAAUGGCCCCUGUUCUGCUGAUUGGUACACAUAGCGAGAAAAAAACGGAAAAGGAGAUUAUGUCUUUUUUCCAUGAAAUAUGGGCUACUCUUGAAAUGAAGGACAAGACCUUGCACAGACAUCUCCAUGAGGAUAGACAGUUUGCAGUUGGAUUCCAUGACAAUGAAAGCAUUGAGAAUAUUAAGCUCUCUAUCGUUAAAGUUGUGCAAAAUCUAAAUCACUGGGGAGAAAAACUUCCACUCUCAUGGGUCAUGUUUGAAAAAUUCUUCCAGGAAAAGAAAUCCCAGAGGAUAAUGAAAGAAAUGCUGCUGGCUUUCAAUGAUGCCUUGCCAACAGGUAUAAAGCUCGAAACGGUUAAUGACAUUAAUAUUAUGCUGCAGUUUUUCCAUGACAUCAGAGAAAUUUUAUACUUCAACCAAGAACUUCUUAAUGUUGUAAUCAUUCUUGAUGUGCAGUGGUUUGCAAAUUUAUUUAAAAAUGUAAUAACAGAUAGAAAUCAUGCAGAAAAGGAUUUAUGUAGGUUUGCAUCAGACUGGAAAAAAUUUGAUCAAACUGGAGAAUUAAAUGACACUUUGCUUACAGCUAUCUGGGAAAUGAAGGGAAUAGCUUUCAGUGAACACAAAACAAAUGUCAGUGCUCUGGAGAAGCAGUUAUUAGCAAAAUUGGAUGACAAAAAAUGGGAAAUUCAGUUACAGGUGUUUGUUAUUGAAGGGAGAGUUGAGAUGUCAAAAUGCCAGGAAAUUAAGGCAGAAAUUGACCGUAUGCUUAAUGUUCUUUCCAGAACUUUCCAAACUGACUUUCGAUUUACGUUUGGGUUUAAAUGCAAAGCUUCAGGAUUCUGUGAUAGCCAAGAAAGUUCUGUGAUCAACGAAUCAGAAUUUACAAAGGCAAUUUUUCAGUGUCCUUCCUGUCCAAUAGGGAGAAAGCACAUAAUCAACUCAAAGAAUAUCACGAAAUAUUGGGUACAGGUAUAUCAUGAUGAAGUUGAGCCCUCGGAAGUUAAAGGUAUACCUAAUAGUUCACCGUUAGAGAGUGUUGGACCAAGUGAAUCACAUCCAAAAGAUAAUUUAGCCAAGAUAGUAAAGUUAUUGCAAGUUGGAACUGAUGCAGUAAGAAUCUGCUUCGAUAAAUUCCUCCCUAAAGAGGAGUUAGAGAAGACUCUGAAAGCCAAUGAAACAGACAUGAGAAGAGGACAGUUCCGAUUCCAACAACCUCAACUAGAGAUUCUCUUCCCUCCUCAAGGGACUGAAUAA
Molecule: messenger RNA, 2738 nt
Organism: Saccostrea cuccullata (small rock oyster)
Lineage: Eukaryota; Metazoa; Mollusca; Bivalvia; Ostreida; Ostreidae
Exons: 12
Molecular function (GO): zinc ion binding
Source: RefSeq, a predicted model, not a curated record